Molecule: messenger RNA, 3777 nt
Organism: Emericellopsis cladophorae
Lineage: Eukaryota; Fungi; Ascomycota; Sordariomycetes; Hypocreales; Bionectriaceae
Product: Inositol-1
Exons: 2
Coding region: 1-3777 (1258 amino acids)
Biological process (GO): phosphatidylinositol dephosphorylation
Cellular component (GO): cytoplasm; membrane
Molecular function (GO): phosphatidylinositol-4,5-bisphosphate 5-phosphatase activity; phosphatidylinositol-3,5-bisphosphate 5-phosphatase activity
Source: RefSeq, a predicted model, not a curated record
AUGGACCAUCCGCCCACGGCGUGGAGCGCCCAGCCUCCAGCUCCCGACAAGUCUUGCGAGCUCUACAUCCGCGACUACCCCAACCGCUCCAUCGCCAUCGUCUCGACCACGCACACGCUCAUCCUCCGGUACAGCGCCUCGACCAGCGGUAGCGACGCCGGCGGGCCCAACGGAUCCCACACCUCGCUCCCGUCGACCCAGAGAAGCGGCAUCGCAAAAUGCAUGGUCGAGUUCUCGCCCACGUCGGAGCAGCUGCUCAAGGAGUACCGCCCCCUGACGCCACGACCCAUCUACGGCACCCUGGGUCUGAUUGCCGUCAACGGGGAGGUCUUCAUCGCCGUCAUCACGAACGCUGCCAGGGCCGCCACCGUCAGCCCCGGUGAGACCGUGGAGAAGAUUGGCGGCGUCGCCUUUUACUGCCUCAGCAGUGCCGACUAUGACGACGUGGUGCCCCUCGAGACCCUCGAGCCCGACAUGUCCGACGCCGCCUCGGUCUACAGCCAGACAUCGCAGUACGGCCAGAACCUGAGCCGGAACCAGGUCGCCCUGGAGCACCCCUGCCAUGAGCUGCGCAAGCUCCUGAGCAACGGCUCCUUCUACUACAGCACCGAUUUCGACGUGACCAACAGAGCGCAGGACCGGCCGAUCAACACCAACUCCUUUGCCAUUGACAACUUUGACGACGCGUUCUUGUGGAACUCGUUCAUGAUCAGCCCGCUGGUCCUCUUUCGGUCAAGGCUCUUGCCCCAGGAGAGGGAGGCGCUCGACUCGUCGAGGAUCUUGACGUCGGCCUUUCGAGGGUUUUGCAAGACAAUGACCAUCCCACAGACGGCAUCGCCGUUGAAGGCCAGGACUGGGAUGCCCUCCUUCAUGACGCUCAUAUCACGGUUGUCCUGCCGAAGGGCAGGGACGCGUUUCAACGCGCGCGGGAUCGACGACGACGGACACGUCGCCAACUUCGUAGAGACAGAGACCAUCUUCUGGAGCCCAGCAGGCGUCUUCUUCUCCUACGCACAGGUCAGAGGCUCGGUGCCUGUCUUCUGGGAGCAGGCGGCCGACCUGGUCCCAGGGCGGCAAAAGGUCACUGUCACGAGGUCACCAGAGGGCAUGCAGCCUUCGUUCAACAAGCACUUUGACGAGCUGGAGCAGACAUACGGGGCCGUCCACGUCGUCAACCUCCUCAGCGAGACGAAGCCCGCCGAGGUCGAGCUCAGCAACCUCUACCAUCACGGGAUACAGCACAGUCCCCUGAGCCGAGCCGGGAUGAGCGGCUCGCCCGACCACGCCCUGCUGCGGGAGACACGGUACGACUUCCACGCAGAGACAAAGGGCCCCGCUGGAUACGAGGCCGCCAAGGGCAUUCGUCGGUACGUCGAGGACUCGAUAGACGCAUUCUCCUACUUUCUCGCGGAGGCAUCUGAGGAGAGCGGCGGCCCGGGGCACAUGAGGGUUGUCCUGCAGCAGGAUGGUGUCUUUCGCACAAACUGCCUGGACUGCCUGGAUCGGACAAACCUGAUCCAGACGCUGAUCUCGCAGAUGGCCGUCGAGGCCUUCCUGCACCAGCGGGGCGUGUACGCAGCGUCCGACUUUUGGAUGCGGCACUCGAGCCUGUGGGCGGACAAUGGCGACAACCUGUCCAAGACGUACGCGGGCACGGGCGCGCUCAAGUCGUCGUACACCCGACACGGCAAGAUGUCGCUGGCCGGCGCCGUCGCUGACAUGCGCAAGUCCGUGCAGCGCAUCUACCACAACAACUUUGUCGACCCGUCGCGGCAGGUCACCAUCGACAUGCUACUAGGCCGCCUCGUGAGCCAAGCCCCUGUCCAUCUGUUCGACCCCAUCAGCGACUAUGUCUCCAUGGAGCUUGGAAAACGCAUCGAGGAGUAUACAUCGUACAAGAACAUCAGUAUAUGGGUGGGCACGUUCAACCUAAACGGGCGGACAGAGGGCGUGGACGAGGACCUCUCGCCGUGGCUGUUCCCUCCGGCCCUGGGGAGCGAGCAGCCCGACAUCUACACGGUGGCAUUCCAGGAGAUUGUAGAGCUCAGCCCUCAGCAAAUUAUGAACAGCGACCCGGCGAGGCGGGGCCUCUGGGAGCACGCCGUCCAGAGCACGCUCAACCGACGCCAGGCCGCGCUCGGCGGCGAGAAGUACGUCCUGCUGCGUAGCGGGCAGCUCGUGGGCGCCGCGCUGUGCAUCUUUGUCAAGACAUCGGCGCUCGGCAAGAUCAGGAACGUCGAGGGCAGCGUCAAGAAGACGGGCCUGUCCGGCAUGGCGGGCAACAAGGGCGCUGUGGCGAUCCGCUUCGACUACGCCAACACGCAGAUCUGCUUUGUGACCGCCCACCUGGCGGCUGGGUUCGCCAACUACGACGAGCGGAAUAGGGACUACGCUACGAUCCAUCACGGGCUACGCUUCCAGCGCAACAGGGGCAUUGAUGACCACGACUCUGUCAUCUGGCUGGGGGACUUCAACUACCGCAUCGGUCUGGGCUCGGACAAGGCGCGGGCGCUUGUCAAGAGGCGGGAUCUCGAGGCUCUGUACGAGAACGACCAGCUGAACCUGCAGAUGGUCGCUGGUCUGGCCUUUCCCUUCUACUCCGAGGCGCGCAUUUCGUUUCUUCCGACGUAUCGCUUCGACGUGGGGUCGGAUGAAUACGACACCUCAGAAAAGGCGCGUAUCCCUGCGUGGACAGACCGCAUCCUCCGCAAGGGUGCCAACCUGCGUCAGCUCCUCUACGACUCGGCGCCGCUCCGGUUCUCCGACCAUCGCCCCGUCUACGCCGCGUUCGAGUGCCGGGUCAACAUUGUCGACGAGGACCGCCGCGAGGCGAUCAGCAAGGAGCUGUACAGUCGUAGACGAGCCGACGUGGGCGACGCGGGCACGCACGUCGGCGACUUUGACGACACGGAGGACGAGGACCUCAUCGGCUACGAAGCGAUUGAACCGGGGCUGCCGCCGGCCAGUUCGGAUCGGCAAAAGUGGUGGCUCGAGAACAAGCAGACGGCCAAGUCACGGAUGAGCGCGCCGCAGGGCCAGGACGGGCAGCCCAUGGCGCUCAACCCACGUCGUCCGUCGAAUCCGUUUGGGCACGGCGAGGAGCAGGACUGGAUAUCGGUAUCGCGCUCGUCCUCGAGGGGCUCCUUUACGGGCAGCCUGUCGAGCUCGCCGUACGAAAAGGUUGCCUUGCCGGGAAACAUGGCGAGCAGCCUCGCGUCGGGCCAGAAUGGUAGUCACAACACGCCCAGGAGACUGCCACCUCCACCAGCACAGCAAUACGACGGCUCGCUCGCCGCCAAGGUCGGGAGGAUGAAUCUAGAACAGCAGCAGGGUUCGGCGCCACCGCCUCCCCCGCCGCGCAGGCAGGGCACAGGCAUGAGUUCAGCCUCUGUUCCUGCAGCAUCGCAACACCAACACCACCACCACCAGCCUCCAGCCGGUCUGCAGCAACCACUGCGCCCGACGUCGGCGGCAUCGAACGCGUCGACUGCCACGCGAGGCAAGACUGCGCCGCCCGUGGCGAGGAAGCCAGCACAUCUGGCAACGUCGCCUACUGUAUCAGCGCACUCCAACGGAUCGGAGCAUGGGCAGUUUGCUCCUGCGUUACCCGCGAGGAGCAAUACGGGCAUGUCGAUGUCCAGCCUCGAGGUGUCUAGGAAAUCUGUCGGCUCGACGCAGCAGCAGCAGCAGCAGCGCGGACCUGUGGACCUCCUGGACUCGAUGGAGGAUGGCGGUCACGGAAUGGGCGGCUGGGAGACACUGCAGCCGAGCAGGUGA